CCUGCUGCACCGCUACAUGGAGCGGCGCUUCCAGGAGACGGUCAGCACCGUCGGCGGCGCCUUCUACUUGAAGCAGUGGGGUCCGUACAACAUCUCCAUUUGGGACACCGCAGUUUUGGCUCUGCCCUAAUGUACGAGCUGUCGAUGGGAAAGAUUGCGGGCGGGUGUCCUGGCUCGGGACAGCCUCACCUUUCCGAGAAGCGACGGGCAGGAGAUGGAGAGAUGGUCCCCCGGUGCCCCGGCGGGGGAGGCCGUCCCCGGGAACCCUGCCCUGGUGCUUAGCGCCUUGUUUUGGCACUACGGACGGGAGCAGUUCCAUGGCCUUGGGUCUAUGUACUGCAGAGGAGCAGCUGCUGUGAUCCUCACGUACGAUGUGAACAGCUUCCAAAGCCUGACAGAGCUGGAAGAAAGAUUCUUGGCACUGACAGACAGUGCAAGUGCUGACUGCAUUUUUGCUAUUGUUGGAAAUAAAGUUGACCUCAGUGAUGACUGUACUUUACCACCGGAUGAAAAUAGACCUGAGAAGUCUGUUGCCAGCUGUGGCUCGAAGGUGCGAAAACAAGUCCGUGCAGAGGAUGCGAUUGCGCUCUACAAAAAGAUACUGAAGUACAAAAUGCUAGAUGAGAAGGAUGUUCCGGCAGCUGAGAAAAUGUGUUUUGAGACCAGUGCAAAAACAGGAUACAAGGUGGACUACCUCUUUGAAACUGUGUUUGAGAUGGUAGUCCCAAUAAUUGCACGGCAGAAAGCUGAGGGGCCACCGCAAACUGUAGACAUCACAGACUACAAGCCAGCAAAAAGGACAAAAUCAGGUUGUUGUGCCUGACCCGUUUACGUGACGUAAGAAAAGGGGAGGGAUUGCUCGCUCCAGCAAAAUGAGGAGUAAGAAGUGCUUGCAGCUCACCAGAAAGGAAAAGUCAAAGCAUAAAUAAAUAGAUUAAAAUGGUGUACGCAAAAAAAAAAAACCAAAACCAACCCAACAAAAAAAUCUUCUGACCAUUAAAAGCUUCUGGGAAGCUCUGUGUAUAAAAAUGGGAAUGCAAGUGAGAUUAUGGAGUAAGACUUGCCAGUUUCAAUGGGCUCUGAAGACAAAUGCUGUGUUAGUACAAUUGGUAGUGACAAUCAUUUGGACAGUUUUGAAGGAGUCUGACUUUUAGUGACUUGUCAUUUCGUGUUGCAUAUAAAUGAUCUGUUUGUGUACUCUUGACAACUUUCAUAUAAUUAUCAUUUUUCCCCUUAUGAUUCUAACUUUGGAAGAUUGAACACGUGAUACUUUUUUAUUCUUAAGAUUAAAAAAAAGAAAAUCCCGGUAUAAUUUAUAUUUGUAGCUAAUAAGUCAAUUACAAUCUUUUUAUGUCAGACAUGACAGUGUACAAUUCAGAAACUGAACUAUUAAAAUCACUGUGGAUCUGUACUAUUCAUUUGGAGACUUUAUUAAUGGCAAUUCUCCUUCCAUAGUGGCCUUCCAUGUAUUAACAAGCAGCAUCACAGCUCUUGCUGCUCUAAUUGCGAUUUGCAGGAGGAAGUUUUUUUGGUUCAUUUUUGUCUUGUAUUUCUUUUUAAUGUAGAUAGCAAAGUGUUUUUUGGGGAAGAAAGCAGUCUAUUUUGUCUGCAUUUUUGUAAAGACCUUUUUCUACUGCCUGUAGGGAUACCACUGCAUUGAGUAUCUGUGUUCUGUCUCCCUUCCCACUCCUUCUUAAAGCUGCAGAGCUGCAGCUUUGAUUUUUAUCAGCUAUGCAUGAUGUUACUACCUGGAGUAGUAAUUACCUCUACCUGGAGGGAAGUGAAGAUGGGUGUGUUCUGAUGUGAAACUGACUAAUGCAGGGAAGACAAACUGUCUUUUGUGGAGUAAAAGGCGCAUGAAGGAGCAAUAAUGAGGUACACGGUUUCUCUCCUGACUGCAGUAAAAAGGAGGGCCUUAAUACAGCUCCUACGGCUCUUGACUACAAAGAAUGUGUGCAGUGACCCAGGAGCUAUGACCAGAGUGAAGAACCUCUAGUCUUUAAGCACAGCCCCCCCCCCUCAAAAAAACCCCUCUACUCGUCCCAAACAAGAAGCCCCAAAGAUGCAGCUUGCGUAUUUUCAGUUCUUCAGUUUCUUGUGUGGGGAUUCCUUCAUCUUCCUUUGGAUGCUUCUGGUGUAAUUUUCUAAAACUUAAGGUUUAGUUUUCUUGUGCUUUGUCAUUGCCUUUCUCUGUCCCACCCAAAUCACAGUUAGUGCAUGGGGAGACAAUUCCUAAAUGAAUAACGAGUUAAAUUAUUACUAAGUAUAUUUAAGGCAUUUUUUUUUUCCAAAAGUACAUCCUCUUGAGCAAAUUAAGGCAGAGUAGUAGCUUUAUUUUCUGUUCUCAAGUUAAUUCACAGUACACAUGUAGUGGGGAAGAUAAGCUCGAGAGAAAAACCACUGAACAUUAAAUAAUAGAAUCAUAGAAUAGUUUGGGUUGGAAGGGACCUUAAAACAUCUAGUCCAAUCCUCCAUGCAUUGUGCAGGGAUGUCUUCAACUCAAUCAGGUUGCUCAGAGCUCUGUCCAAUCUAAACUUGAAUGUUUCCAGAGGUGGGGCAUCUGCUACCUCUCUGGACAUCCUGUUCCAGUGUUUUACCACCAUCACUGCAAAAAAAGAAGUCUUCCUUAUAUCUAGUCUGCAUCUACACUCUCAUGGUUUAAAAUCAUUGUCCCUUUCCCUAUUGCUGCAAGCACUGCUAAAGGAUGUCAUCUUUUGGGUUUGCAGUUUAACACCUACCAGUCUGUCAGAGACUGGACAGCAUCUGAGCUGUGGCAUAUAAAAAUGUGUACAAUUAGAAACCUUUUAGCUAUUAACAAAAUUCUAGGUGCAAUAUCUAGUCUUCCCUCAGGACAGGAAAAAGGCAAGCAGGCCACAACCUCAAUCUUGUUUGUGACCAAAAUGAUCUACUGACACGCCUGUGGGAGAUCCAGCACUGGCUUUGCUGCAUCUGUUGAUGUCUGAACCUGCAGCACGUACUGAUUACAAGGUCAGGCUUUUUGAGAGAUGCUGUAUUCAUAUCAGAUCUUAAGGAAUUCUUACAGUAUUUCUAAAAGCUCCAACUUGGGUGUUUUUACCAAAAGAGAUGAUACAGGAACCAGUCUUGUGUGCUGUGCUUUUGCCCUUAGAGCUACACUUCUCUGGCAUGAUGUUGUGGCUUUUUAGUGUUGUUGGCUAUUGUUCUCAAGAAAUGUCUGGGUUAUGAUGGGUUGUCACUCUACCAACCUGUGAGAUCAUGGGGUUGCACAGUUACACUUGGGAAAUUGCAUAAGACAUGGGAGCUAUUGAUGAGAGGUCAGGAGGAGAUCUGGAUUGCUUAGUGUGCAUGCUAGCCCUGUUUCUUUAUCACUUUCUGAAUCAGAUUCUGCCUUCAAGAAAAACUUGAAAGAUUCUGGAAUUUGAUGUAGGUUGUUUGGGUAUUUUUAAAUUUACUAAUAAUUUAAACUGAUAUAGCUGAGCUCUGUUUUUACAGCCCAGUGUUGAUGCUCUAUCUGCUGCAGUGGUGCCUAUGCAUGUCUGCAAGCAUUAUUAGAGAGCACAGUUCAACCCUCAACACUGAAAUUACACAGAAUGUUUUUUUUCUGUUUAGUGGUGCUGAGGUUUUUUUUUGCGGUUUUGUUCUUUGUUUGUUUUGGGUUUGUUUUGUUUUUUGUUUUAAGAGCACAGAGAAGUAAUGCAAUAUGGCCUGUAUCCUAACAUGAAUUCAUUAAUUUCCAUGUUGCUUCUGCAGAUAGAUCCUGAUAUCCCAGCACUGCUAAAAACAUCUUUUUGCUCCUCUUCCCUCACCUUCCAUCCUACAUAAUUUUACUGAAAUAAUUAAUCUCCACCUACUGAUGGGAAGAGCAGUGAGCUGCAGUGUAGGGACUGGCAGCACAGGAACUGUGCAGAAGCAUGCUUGUUCUAACUCUUGUUGCCUUAACAGCCACACAGCCUAGCAGCUCAUGUAGCACAGCAGCUGUGGGCUGGGCCACUAGUUGUGCUGGGCCAGCACUGAGAGCGGCUGUGCCAUGCACUCACUGGUUCAAUGCCAGCACUUCUGCACCCCACUGGCUGCAGCACAUUUUUCUCCAUCACUGUGAGGUCGCUUUCCCCAUUAAUAACCUUGCUGCAUGGCCUGGAGCUGGGCAUGUGGUGGUGCUGCUGAAGCCAAGGGAAACCAUCCCUGCCAGGAGAAGGGAAGGUGGGUGAAGGCAUGGACCAGGGACUCUGCUUAUCCUGCCUUGGAGGGGAAACUCAUUUUACAAAUGUUGAUUUUUUCCCCCCUCUCUCUCCCUGUUAUGUCUGGUGAUUGGAUAGGAAAUGUUAUUUUUGGCAGUGCUGAGUGAAUGUAAGCUACAGGCCUGCCUGUGCCUGAGGUGAUGGCUGAGCCAGGCUGAGACCCAUGGGGGAGGGAGGGAUGGUAGGGUGAACGAGUGAGGAUCUGUGCCAGGCUGGUUGGGAUGUAUCCAUUCUGCUUCCUGCCCCUCACAGGCACUGAUGGUACAAGACUGAGGUUGUUGUUGGCCCUUGACAACCCCAACAAGGCUUCAAGUCUUGUGGGGGCCACAAAAGGAGCCAGAAGUUCCUCAGUGCCCACAGGACUGGCAGAGCUGCUGAGCUGCCUGCUUUGGCUUAGUCACCUUCUUGCCCACAUCACAGUGGGAAAGCACCCCUGCCUGGUUUUGCUUCUCUGCUCGCUGGUCAUAGGGAGCAGUGAUGUUACUUCUUCCCCUUGUCCAGUAUGUCUUGCACCAUUGUGCGCUGAAUAGCUGCGGGACCAGACCCCCACUCACCAUCAGUGGGGGCAGGUGGCCACCUCUGGGGGGCUGCUGGUCCUCAUGCAGUUACAGGGGCAGAUUCUGCCUGCACUGGGGUGCUGUUGGCACAUUGGCAGUGACCCCUCAGCUUCUCCCCUGGCAGCAAUCUGACACCUUCCAUGUCAAGGUCGUGUUUACUGCUUGCUGUUUGCUAAUUUUCUAUUUCUGGCAGCCAUGGACAACCCCAAUCAUGUACAGUGUGAACAAAUAUGGCUGAUUUGGUUGAUACACUCUGAGGAAAUAAUUGGUGUCAACUCACAUCACUAUGCUGACUUCACUAUAUCUGUAUUGAUAUACUGAUGCACUAUUACCUACAGAAGCUGAAUAUAAUCUCAUUUACCUUCUCCAGGAUCAGGAGCACAUUCAGCAUGUUUUCAAACAGGAAAGUGUAGGAAGCAAACAGGACACUUUGAAGCAAAAGAUUUGCUCAAACGGAGGCAAAACACUUGUAUUUUAUACAUCCUAGGCUGGAGCACUGUAGUUCAGUAAAAAGACUGUUUAGUUUUGCUGUAUCUGAGUUUUUCCUCUGUAAGAAUGUUUUAACCUCCUGAAAGUGAGUUCUAGAAUCACAGAAUUGUGCAAUGGUUUGGAGGGGAAUUUAAAGAUCAUUUCCUUCCAACCCACUGGCCCACUUCCAAUAGACCAGAUUGCUCAGAACCCCAUCCAGCCUGGCCUUGAACACUUCCAGGGAUGGGGCAUACACAGCUUCUCUGGGCAACCUGUUCCAGUGUCUCACCACCCUCACAGUAACAAAUGCCCUCCUUCUGUCUAAUCUAAAUCAACCCUCUUUCAGUUAGAAACUGCUGGCCCUUGGCUUGUUCUUACAGGUCUUGGUAAAAGGUCACUCUCUACAUUGCUUAUAAGCCCCCUUUAGGCACUGGAAGGCUGAUAUAAGGUCUCCCUGAAGCCUUCUGUCCUUCAGCUAAACAACCCCAGUUCUCUCAGACUGUCUUCAUAAGAGAGGAAGUAAACUUGCAGCUAAGAGGUAGUUCGAGUCAGUUCCCCUCCAUGCAGUGCCCCAGAUUAGCUCACAAAGUGAAAUGCUCCGUCUGUUGCAAGUAUUCCACGUGUUUGUGUGCACAAGCUCCCUCCUCUUCUCAAAGAAGUGAUUGCGCAGGCUUUGGAGAAACACAGAUGUGAGUACCCAGACCUGAAGCACAUGAUGUACACAAAGUACAGAAGUUCAAGCCUGCUUGGCACCUUGGGGGGUUUUGUGGUUGGUUUGGUUUUUCCCGCACCAUGAUGAUGUGUUCAACUCAGUGCUGUGCUGGUACCGCUCUGAUCAAAAUUAAGAACAGCCUACAUGAGCCAGAGAAAAUGGAGAGGUGAAGCAACUGUUGGUGGAAGACCUACCUGCUGAAGUUUCAAGUACAAAAAAGUUAGCUUCAUAGGAAGAUUACCAAACAUAUUAGCUAUGAAAAUCCAAAUAGUUUACUGUUGACAUAAUUGGUUUUUAUAGAUUUGUACAGCUUCUACUUGAAUUCUCUUAAAACACUGAAUGUGCUGCACUGCCAGAGUUGCAUGCUGUACAACCCACAAGUGAUAGUUGUGUGAUCAUCCCACAACCACUGAUGCCUAGCAACAACCUGGAAGUUGCCUAUUCUUGGGUAUUUGUUACUGCCAUGUGUAAUUUAAAAGAAUUGGCAAAUGUGGAAUAGAUUUAGCUUAUGUUGACUGCAAUAUUUUCAGUUCUAAAUGUUUUAUUUAGCUUAAACAAGUAACAGUGUCAUAAGUUUGUUUAGGGGCUGCCUUUCAGAGAGACAAUAUGGCCAGAGAACUCAUUUCAAGCUCAGGUAAUCUCUCUGUUUAUAGACGUAUCUAAUUAUAUGUUUAGGUUAGACAGUUUAGGUUAGCUAAGUACCAGAAUGGAGCCUAUAAGAAACCUGGAUAGAGAUAUUUUACAAAGGCAUGUAGAUACAGAACAAGGGGGAAUGUCUUCUAAGUAAAAAAGAGUAGGUCUAGAUUAGAUAGUAGGCAAAAAAUUCUUUGCUAUGAAGGUGAUGAGGCACUGGAAUACGUUGGCCUGAGAAGUUGUGGAUGCUCCCAACAUGUAUUUAGCACUAGGUUGGAUGGGGCUCUGAGCAACCUGGUCUAGUGGAAGGUGUCUCUGUCCACGGCAGCGGUGUUGGAACUAAUUGAUCUUUAUGGUCCCUUCCAACCCAAACCAUCCUAUGAUUCUGUGAUUUUAGGAACUUUAACUUAAUUUAUACUUUAUAUUUUUUGUGGAGGUAACAUGUCAAGUUUGGUAAAUAUUGGUUUCUUGAACAUUGUAGAGCAUGAAUAAUAGGUUGUUUUACUCUGCAACGUCACAAUUUAUUGGCUUAAAUUGUUUUAAGAACACAUGAAAUAUUAUUUCAGUUAUUCAGCUUAAACAAGCAAUUUUAGACACAAAUCUUCCCUACUGGAUCUUUUUAAGUGCCAUGAAAUAAACAGGUGUAUUCCUGGUUGAA
This is a messenger RNA of Neopelma chrysocephalum (saffron-crested tyrant-manakin), 7245 nucleotides long. It is a transcript of the gene RAB20, whose product is annotated as RAB20, member RAS oncogene family. Gene Ontology annotation, cellular component: endomembrane system. Gene Ontology annotation, biological process: intracellular protein transport. Gene Ontology annotation, molecular function: GTPase activity; GTP binding. NCBI's taxonomy places the organism in Eukaryota, Metazoa, Chordata, Aves, Passeriformes, Pipridae. The transcript has 3 exons. The record is from RefSeq and is a predicted model, not a curated record. The coding region runs from base 215 to 823 and encodes 202 amino acids.